CUCCCAAAAAUCCUUCACAGAGAUCAGGCACUUCACAGAGACGGAGUGGAGCAGACACAAUGACAACCUCAUCUCAGCAGAAUGUAGAGUUUGUGCGGACAGGAUAUGGGAAGAACUCUGUGAAGAUUCUGUACAUCAGAAGAGAAGGAACACAUCACUACAUCAUUGAGCUGAAGGCCAAUGUCGAGAUCACCCUCAACAACCGCAAAGAUUACUUGACUGGGGACAACUCUGACAUUAUCCCCACUGACACGAUCAAAAACACUGUCUAUGCCUUGGCCAAGCUAAAGGGAGUUCGGAACAUAGAGCAGUUUUCAAUGGACAUCUGCGAACAUUUCCUAACAGCUUUCAAACAUGUGACCAGGGCCAAGGUGGACAUGGAGGAGGCCCCAUGGAAGAGACUGGAAAAGAAUGGUGUGGAACAUGCCCAUGCAUUUAUCUUCAGCCCAGAGUCCUGGCGUUUCUGCAGUGUUGAACAGCACCUCAAUGAGAAACCUGUGAUUCACAGUGGAGUGAAGAACAUGACAGUGCUGAAAACCACCCAGUCAGGCUUCGAGGGCUUUUUCCGAGAUCGUUUCACCACCUUGCACGAGACUAAGGAUAGGUGCUUCUGUACUUCGGUCUAUGCUAAGUGGCGCUACAAUCGGGUCCAAGAUGUUGACUUCGAUGCAGCGUGGAGAUGUGUGAAGAACACCAUAAUUGAGAAGUUUGCCGGCCCAUAUGACCUGGGCGAGUUCUCUCCCUCUGUGCAGAAGACACUAUAUGAUACGCAGGUCAUGGUUCUGGAUAGACUACCAGAGGUGGAGGAGAUUGAGAUGAUCAUGCCCAACAAACACUAUUUCACUGUGGACAUGACCAAAAUGGGACUCGCCAACAAGGAUGAGGUCCUUCUUGCAUUAGACAAUCCAUCAGGGAACAUCACAGGAACGGUAUGCAGGAAGCCCCUGGCCAAGCUGUGAAAAGGAACCAAUGGCGGAAUACCAACACUAAACAUUUUACCAUUAGGAUACCUAAUCUGCCAAACAUCACUUGGGCCCAUGCUUAAUGGCUUCUUUAA
This is a messenger RNA of Osmerus eperlanus (European smelt), 1057 nucleotides long. RefSeq names its product urate oxidase (gene uox). The record is from RefSeq and is a predicted model, not a curated record. The coding region runs from base 60 to 959 and encodes 299 amino acids. Lineage: Eukaryota; Metazoa; Chordata; Actinopteri; Osmeriformes; Osmeridae. Gene Ontology annotation, biological process: urate catabolic process; purine nucleobase catabolic process. Gene Ontology annotation, cellular component: peroxisome. The transcript has 8 exons. Gene Ontology annotation, molecular function: urate oxidase activity.